AUGGCUGUAUCAUAUUUCCAGCCCUAUAUACGUUUUGGCUUCCCAUCAUCUGAGCUGGGGACUGGGUUUGACGACGAGACUAGCUGCCAAUACUACAAGGCUCUACAGUACACGGGACCGAGCGGUACACAAACACGAGAUGCGAAAGGAACCCUGGAUACUGCUUUGAUGCUGAAGUGGUUUGGAGAGAAACAUUCUGCUCAAGCCGGAAAUAAUUUGGCGGUCGCAGACGAGGCUUUCAAUGGAGGUCUUCGACUACUAUUCGGUAAUUGCGAGUACGAUAUCAAGACGAAAUAUCGCAAACUACCGUUUAGCGAGAACGACUUCACUUAUCUCGCAAAGCAUCUUCAGCUCCCACAGCAGUUUCUACCUGCAAUGAGAGUAUGGACGUGCUGUUCAUUCAAGUUCCUUUGCGUUCCUACGAAUUGUGAUAAUUUUGCUCCUACUUUAUGUUAUGUCUUCAAGACCAGUAGUUUUCAAAUCGGGCACUAUCACGUAGCCAUAAGCUACGACGCGCUUAAAAACUUAACCUACGCAGUCCUUCUCUUGAAGCCGUUUCAUCACCCUGCGAGCCCAUUUGGCUUCACCGAACUUCUUAAAAACCUCAGCACAUCUCCUCUUUCCACUCAUCCGCUACUUUUGCCAAUUCUACUUGCUGAGCUUAGUAUGGCAAUUUCAGAUCAGAGAUUUCUAUGGGCUGAUGCAGAAAUUCAUCAACUCGAACAAGAAACAGGACAACAUAGCUGGACUGACCGAGUGAUGGGCGAUCCAAUGAGUUUGGAUUAUACUAAGGCAACGAAGACUGUGAAUUUUGUGUCUAGAAGUUUGGCGGUGGAGAGUAUGAGAAUUAAAGAGCACCUAAUUACAUUUGCUUUUAUUGCCAAGGAAAUUGAUUCGUUGGCUGUAAACGGAGUAGCUGAUGUCAAAGAAAGGGGUGAGAAACUGAAGGAAAUUGUCGCCUAUCAUGUAAAUACAUGCGAGCACUUUUUGUUACGGGCCGAAUUUCAGGAGAAGAAGGUAAAAGCUCUAACCGCGGUGGUCUACCAAUUCAUGACGCAAAAAGACUCGAAAGUAAAUAUUGAGCUUGGAGAAAUGACCGCAACGAUUGCACGCGAAAGCAAGAAAGACAGUUCGGCCAUGAAAGCUAUUGCUGUGUUGACGAUGUGCUUUCUACCUGGUACAUUUCUUGCUGCACUUUUUGCAAUACCUGUCUUCAACUGGGAUGAACCCACAGGUCCAGUCGUAAAGGAUAGCUUCAAGUUCUAUUGGACUAUCGCAAUACCGCUAACUGUGGGUGUUCUGUUAAUCUGGGCAGCAUCGGUCUUAUUACCUUGGGCAGCAUGGAGUUCCCGAUUUAGGAACAUAAAAAGAACAAGACAUGGUGAUCUUGAGACGGCCGAUGAUAAUAGAUGGAAAAUACAAUGA
Messenger RNA from Glarea lozoyensis ATCC 20868, 1425 nucleotides. RefSeq lists its product as uncharacterized. The transcript has 6 exons. NCBI's taxonomy places the organism in Eukaryota, Fungi, Ascomycota, Leotiomycetes, Helotiales, Helotiaceae. The coding region runs from base 1 to 1425 and encodes 474 amino acids. The record is from RefSeq and is a predicted model, not a curated record.